This is a messenger RNA of Drosophila subpulchrella, 1281 nucleotides long. RefSeq names its product nucleoporin Nup35 (gene Nup35). The record is from RefSeq and is a predicted model, not a curated record. Gene Ontology annotation, cellular component: nuclear membrane; nuclear pore nuclear basket; nuclear pore central transport channel. The transcript has 2 exons. Lineage: Eukaryota; Metazoa; Arthropoda; Insecta; Diptera; Drosophilidae. Gene Ontology annotation, biological process: regulation of DNA-templated transcription; NLS-bearing protein import into nucleus; nuclear pore organization. The coding region runs from base 175 to 1173 and encodes 332 amino acids. Gene Ontology annotation, molecular function: structural constituent of nuclear pore; phospholipid binding; single-stranded DNA binding.
CGCUGCAGUGGGGCCACCAAAAUACCGGCCAAGCAAGCGAGAGGCGGGGAUUUCCGCCCACCACAUGCCUGGUCACACUCCAGAUCUACAGCUGUGCGAUCGGUGGCGUCCCGAUCAAAUUCAACGCUUUUCUUCUGCUUUUGAACCGCCCAGCACCCUCUGCACGAAUCCAAAAUGGAGCCAAUGACCCUGGGCAGCCCUGUAAACAGCCCCGGCUCGAACCAGAGCCAGUACUUGCCGCCCUUCCUGCUGGGCGAUCCACAGGGCCUGACGCCGCACAAGAACACGCUAUCGCCGAAGCCCAGUCGAUACAAUGUCAGUUUCGCCACCUCCCCGGGCGGCAGCAGUCCCCACGAGUUCAACCGCUCCGCCAUGAACACCCGGACUCUGUUCGGCGGCGCCCAAGGAGGCCACAAUGUCUCCCAGUCGGCAGUUGGCGCCAACGCCUCACCCGGCCACGCCCACACUCACAGCCACCACCAGGCGGGACCGCCCACCCAGGGACUCUUCGACUCGCUGCGGGAACAGACCACCACACCGCAGCAACGGCAUCACAGCCUGCUGCAGCUGCAGUCGCCGUACCAGAGCUACCAGAGCAGCUACCAGACCAACGAUUCCUUCGCGCCCGGGGCACCCAAUGCCAUCAACGCCUCCAUGCGGGCCCUGUGCUCGCCGCUGGGCGCCACUGCCUCACCAGGAGUUUCGUCAACGGGCACAGGGGCUGGCAGCUCCCGCCUGGCCGACUUCUGGGUCACCAUCUUCGGAUUCUCGCCCGGAGCCAGCUCUAUGGUGCUGCAGCACUUCACCCUCUGCGGGACCAUUGUGGACGUGGUGCAUGCCCCGCACAACGGCAACUGGAUGCAUGUGCGCUUCUCGUCGCGCAUCGAGAGCGACAAGGCGCUGAACUACAACCACAAGAUAAUCGCCGGCAACGUGAUGGUCGGCGUGGCCCGCUGCACGGAUCGGUCGGUGCUCGACGAGGAGAACAACAGCGGGCUGGCCAAUGCGGAGACGACGCGGAGUCCCCCAACCAGCCCCGUCGCCAUUCGGCCGUUCGCCCAGCAGUCGUACAAGCUGGCCCGCAAUGAAAACACCAUCUCGCCCUCGAAGGAUGUGCCCCAGAAGAGCUCCGGGCUGAUGGACAAGGCCAUGAACCUCAUGUUCGGCUGGUGAGACUGGAGCAAUUUGCAUGGCUUUUUCGGCUACUUAUUUAAUAUUUUACUGCGUACAUCCAGCAUACAUACAUACAUACUUAUUAAAAGAGAUACAAUAGCAAUAGCA